AUGACAAAUAUGUUCAACCUUCGAAAAAAUCACCCCUCUUCUCAUCCAACAAUCUGGACUAUCUCUCCUCAUCCUAUUCCUACUCACACCCUCUCUCAACAAUUAUCUCCAACACGCCUCAACUUUGAUGCUUUGCAAUAUGAGGGAAUACAUGACAAAAUGGAGAAGUCUAAGUUAGAUGCAAUGCAACAAAAAAUGCAUGACUUGGAGAAGAAGGUGAAUGGAGGACUAAACUCAAAACUUGUUCCUGACCUGAGUUAUAAGAAAUUAUGUCUGCACCCAGAAGUUAAAUUGCCAUCAGGAUUCAAAAUUCCAAAAUUCAACAUGUUUGAUGGGCAUGGAGACCCAAUUGCACACCUCAAGGACUUCUGCAGCAGAUUAGUUGGCUUAGAAAAUGAUGAACCUCUCCUGAUGAGGUUAUUUAUUCAAAGCUUAUCAGGAAUAGCCUUCACCUGGUACGUCAAGCAAGACUUUGACAAAUGGCUCGCAUGGGAAGACAUGGCUCGAGACUUUGUAGAGCAAUACAAGUUUAACACUAAGAAUGAUCCUACAUUAUUGGACUUGCUCGAAGUAAGGAAAUCGAGUCAUGAAUCUUUUGAGGAAUAUGUCAUACGAUGGAGAAUGGAAGCGUCCAAGAUACGUCAUUUACCGAAUGAAGAAGAGUUGGUCCAAACUCUCAUCAGAUCACUUGAUGGUAUAUACUACAAGACUCUGUACUUCGUAGGUAUUCAAAGCUUCGACAGUCUAAUUCGAAUUGGAAAGGAAUUGGAAUAUGGCAUUCAGUCUGGGAGAAUUAUUGAUGAACAAACUUCUCUACAAGUUUUGAAAAAUCCAUUGGACGAAAGAAACAAUGAUGCAUCAACCUCUAUACCUCUGAAACAAAACAAUCAGAAUACUGAACAAGUUCAUGCUAUCUUUGAUUCAUGUGACACGCGUUUCAAGCCGCGAGUAUCUCAACAUAAAGUAAGGAAACCUCGUACCUUUACUCCCUUAAUGGAAACUUUAACUAGCAUUUUUCAAAGAUUAUGGGCUAAAGGACUUUUGAAGCCAAGAGAAGGGUGGAUUCCUAAGCACUCUUCUUCAACUUUGGAUCUAUCCAAGAACUGUGCGUAUCAUUCAAAUAUUCAAGGUCACGACACCGAGGAAUGUCCAGCAUUGAAAAAUAAGAUCCAGAAUAUGAUUGAAAAUGGAAAAAUUAUAGUGCAACACGGACCACUAAACAACAGUUGUGAUCCUGUUACAGCGAAUGCAGUCAUUAUUCAAGGAGAUCCUACAAGGCUAAACUCAAGACAUUUGACAAGGAAGCGCAAAUCGCAUUAA
Solanum stenotomum is the source of this 1320-nucleotide messenger RNA. RefSeq lists its product as uncharacterized. Bases 1 to 1320 code for a protein of 439 amino acids. The transcript has a single exon. NCBI's taxonomy places the organism in Eukaryota, Viridiplantae, Streptophyta, Magnoliopsida, Solanales, Solanaceae. The record is from RefSeq and is a predicted model, not a curated record.